ACCAUGAGUCACGUGCCGAUUUCCCAAGCGGAGUUUCCACGACAGCUGGAAGCCGAGCGGGUAAAAAGGCGCAUCGCUUCUUUCCCUGAAAUAAUCUGGAAAAUAAAACGACUUGUGCUCGUCCCAGCUCCUCCAGAUAAACCCUGGUCUGGCAUGGGCGACAAGCGGAGCCCCACAAGACCGAAGCGUCAACCGAAGCCCUCCUCCGACGAGGGGUUUUGGGACUGCAGCGUAUGCACCUACAAGAACACGGCAGAGGCUUUUAAGUGCAUGAUGUGUGAUGUGAGGAAGGGGACGUCAACCAGGAAACCUCGUCCCGUCUCUCAGCUCGUCUCUCAGCAGCAAGUAACGCAGCAGUUUGUUUUGCCGUCGCAGCCCAAAAAGGAAAAGAAGGAGAGGGUCGAGAAGGACAAGGGCGAAAGAGAGCCAGCGCCCAAGAAGAACAGUCACAAGAAGAUGAGACCAAGAUUAAAAAACAUCGACCGGAGCAGCGCCCAGCACCUGGAGGUGACGGUUGGAGACCUCACGGUCAUUAUAACAGACUUUAAGGAGAAGGCCAAGCCCUCGUCCGCCUCCGCUCCUUCGUCCAGCUCCGCCUCGUCGGCCGACCAUCACAGCCAGAACGGCUCUGGCUCAGAAAACACGGAAAAGGCUCUUUCGCUCUCCUCCCUGUCCCGAGGAGAGGGAAGCUCGGUCAACGGAGAGUCCCACUGAUCAUCCUGACUGGCAGCCUGCCUCUGGAGGGCUCUGUCCGCUGUCACUGGUGGAUAAACUGUUGGUUAUUCUUUGGAGGAGGGGGUGAUAUUUUGAAGAUUUUUUUUUUUCUUUGUUGUUCCCAACCAGCUGAAAGAUUCACCUCAAUAUUCUGAAGACAUGUUUUGCUGAACUGACUAAAGUCUGCUGCUAGAAUAUGGACUUCCUGAAAGUUUGGUCCUAAUGAGGAACUUCUUAUAGAAACUUAGGACAAACUUUGGACAGACUACUGGAUCACCUCGAGCUGAAAUUCCUCUAAAACGUACUAUAUGACCAUCAUCAUCAUCAGGAACUUCUUCUACCCCCUACCUGGAGAUUUUCAGUUUAAGCAAAUGCUUUUCCAGUCUGACCAGCGACUCAAUCCCCACUGCAAACCUUCUCUCAACCACAUCAGUCAACUUACAUAAUAUCUGCAGCAGGAUCAGCAACAAAAUGAAUGUGUAAAAGUCAUCUGACUGAAAAUGGCACUGAUUGGUGCCGUGGAAUGGUGUCGCAAAUAAUCUGCUUUUCUGUCUUUAUCAUCAUUUUUUUUUUCCACAGAGAAACUCUACUAAGUGUUGAAUAAAAACAGACGUUUACAUCCUCUCAAUAAAUCAAGGUUUGUCUGCGGUUAUAAAAUAUCA
Cyprinodon tularosa is the source of this 1376-nucleotide messenger RNA. It is a transcript of the gene yaf2, whose product is annotated as YY1 associated factor 2. Bases 4 to 714 code for a protein of 236 amino acids. The transcript is spliced from 4 exons. The record is from RefSeq and is a predicted model, not a curated record. Gene Ontology annotation, molecular function: DNA binding; transcription coregulator activity. Gene Ontology annotation, biological process: positive regulation of DNA-templated transcription. Gene Ontology annotation, cellular component: nucleus. NCBI's taxonomy places the organism in Eukaryota, Metazoa, Chordata, Actinopteri, Cyprinodontiformes, Cyprinodontidae.